Messenger RNA from Cryptomeria japonica (Japanese cedar), 1842 nucleotides. Its product is annotated as ethylene-responsive transcription factor ERF014. NCBI's taxonomy places the organism in Eukaryota, Viridiplantae, Streptophyta, Pinopsida, Cupressales, Cupressaceae. The record is from RefSeq and is a predicted model, not a curated record. The transcript has a single exon. Gene Ontology annotation, biological process: regulation of DNA-templated transcription. Gene Ontology annotation, molecular function: DNA binding; DNA-binding transcription factor activity. The coding region runs from base 813 to 1634 and encodes 273 amino acids.
ACGCGUUUUGUCAGAGCAUGGCCAGCUCGAAGUUGACUGGUUUGUGUGAAUCCCUAUGGAUUUCACAAAUCCAGACACGCCCAAAAGGAAAUUGAUUAGGAAGCUGCAGAGAUGAUGGAACACCCGUGUCAUAAUCAACUAGAUCCUCUUUCUUACAAUCCCAAUAUGGUGCCCCUCUCCUUGCUUUCACACAUGCAAUCCUCCAUUUUAGUGCACCCUUAUAGCUACAGUUCUUCAUCUCUCAUAAACAAAAUCACCCGAUUGCACAAGAAGAAGAAACAUAGCAGGCUCUGGAUCUUAUGCUACAUAGUAGCUUCAAGUAUAGAGAGUUUAUGUUUUUCUGAUCACGUUUCAAAUCACAUUCAGUGAUUUAUCAUCAAGAAAGAAAGUACAUUCAGCCAAGAGUGGUGUGCUCAAUGGUGUGAACUCAAAAGGUGGUGUAAGCAUUUGUCAAAUAGGGCUGUUUCCUUGAAGGUGCAAUUUGCCAGGGCUCUUCUAAAUCUGAUGGUUGCAUUCAUUCCAGUGUAUUUAGUUGACUGGUGUGCCCAGACUUUCAUUUAGUACAAGAUCUUAGAAGUUUGACUGUGGCGCAUUUUCAAUUGUGUUUAAUACAUUGCAGUAGCAGUAAUGCAUUCUUACUAAGUAGGUACAUAGAUUUGUCAGAGGCAAUCCCAUUUAGAGUAAGUUGAUAAUAACAGGGCUCCUACAUUUGACCAAAGGGGUGGGUCUCAUUUGGUUCAUUCUCUUGUAUUUAGUCGCCCAUUUAGCUAGAUUUAGAAUCAAUUGAUCAUUCAAGAAGGAUUCACAACAGAAUGCAGCAGCAAUCCGAGGUUCCAAGUCUUCUCCAAUUUAGAUCUAAUGAAGAUGACAUGUUCGAAUACGAGGUCGAGAAGUCCUAUAAAGGGAGCCUUGAAAGUAGAGAUCGGUCGAAUGGGUCCGGAGGGACAAGGCAGAAUCGGUCGAAGAGAAAAACCCAGGAGAUGGGGAAGAUUCAUUACAAGGGUGUUCGGAUGCGCAGUUGGGGAUCAUGGGUUUCUGAGAUUCGGGCUCCUAAUCAGAAGACCCGCAUCUGGUUAGGAUCCUAUUCAACUCCAGAAGCUGCUGCCCGGGCUUAUGAUGCUGCCCUGGUCUGCCUCAAAGGCCCGGGGGCAUCGACCAACUUUCAGGACUCUGCAGAGCUGGUGGAAAAUCUCAUGGUCGACCGAGGGGCUAUGUCUCCCAGGUCGAUCCAGAGAAUUGCAGCUGCAGCUGCAUGCCAGAGCAAAGGUGAUAUUUUGGGUUCCAACCUAGCAAAUAAGUCCAUGCCCAUUUCGCAGACCAUUUCGAUCGGAGAACAGAGCAGUCCUGAUGGUACCAGUCGACAGACGUCGACACCCUUGCAGAACGAAACUAAAGAAGAAUCGUCUGUUAUAACUGCUGUGGAGGAUUAUUAUGCUUCUGCUGCUUCUUCGUCGACCUGGGUCGACCAUGAGUCGAUAAGUAUUUCAUCUCCAAAAGCUUCGACAUUCGACCUUAUUCAGUGCAGCUCUGCAAUGUUGUCGACAGUCGAUCCCUCGACCUCGUUCUGCAGCAAUUGGGUUGAGGAAUACAAUGAUCACGAUCAAGAGAUCAUUCGGCUCUGGAGUUUCAGCUGAAAGAUGAUCAAAUCUUACUAGUGAAAGUGCAAAUUCAAUAUUUGUUUAUUUGUUAAGAGUUACCCAAAUGUUUAUUCGUUGUAAUUUAUUAUAACAAUAAUAUUAAUCUUUUUAUCAGAUUCGAAUGUGUAGUUUCAAAUGAAUCUUGUUAAUCCAUGUUUCAUGAAUAAUAGUUCAUAAGAAUUCAUAAUGAAUGAUACAUUUGAUA